AUGGCGGACCAUGCGGUCGAGGAGAAUUCAGCUGUGUUACCGAACGCAACAGUUCUCUUCGAAGCUCAGUCGCCCUGCACUCAGUAUAACAACGACGAAAAUAGUCCUCUAAGUCCCGGAGAAAUUCGAAUGAUGAGAAAUCACCCUAAAGUUGCGUCUGUGCUCUUCUCUCCCGCGCGGAAAACGCGAGGGGAAGGAAAAAUUAAACCAAAGUCUUUCUCUUCGGCUCUGUAUUCUUCACCCACGAGGAAAACGGUAUGUUCGUUGAAUCCUGUUCGUUACGUUUUACUCUCUUUUUGUUUAGGAAGCUUUGGAUGGUUGUUCUCAUGCUUCCUGCUGAAUAAAGCCAAGUUUUUUUUCACUUUGUGGCAGAAACUACAAGGACUCCAAAAGGAGACGCGAAAAACACUUCAAGUUCUUCAACCGACGGCUAGCGGCGAUGGUACACUUGUGGGAAGUCGUGGAGUGAUAAGACACAAGGAAACGGUGAGGGUCAGUUUUAUGCAUGGGAGCUUCAGAAAAGUACUUUCAAGGUCGAAGUUUGAAAACCUCAAAGCCAGUUUGAAACUUCAGAAUACCCCGCGAUAACAAUCGGAGAAACGCUGUAACAUAUUAAAAGCACAAGGCGUAACACAAUAGGCACUCCUGUUGUUUAACGAGAUGCAAAUAAGUGGCGGGAUACUGCCUAAAUUUUCGGUGCCCAGUAGUAAAUUUUAAAUUUUAAUGACCCGGACAAGCCCACUUUCCGGCCAUGAAAGUGGAAGAUACAGAAGAAGAGCAAUGAUUUUUAAUUUUUUUACCCAGGACCUCUACAAUACUACUGUAGUCGCAACAGAUAAAGUUUCCUGUUGUGCUUUGGACCACUUCGUGGGUUAUCAACUUGUUAUUUUUCCAUUCAUUAGCCCUUCUAGUCUGCCUUGUCCCAGUCAAGGGAUAAAUAUGGAACAAUAAUAUCCAUUUACAGAAUGGAUGUGAAACAAAGCCAACUCAUUCUACUCCUUUAUACUAAGCCCCCGGGGUACUCCCAUACAUUACCUAUACGGGUAUGUGCCGCCCAACGGGGGCGUGAUUUUGAAGCUCCUGAUUUAGAACGGGGUAUCCAUUUCAGAAGCGUUUUCUAGAAAGGGGUAUAAAAAAUUCUGGAUCAUGGCUUUAUCUUCUGCUUAAAAUUGUUGCUGAUUAUGAAGAAGCAUUUAUUUGAUGUAUAAGUCGAGCAAAUAAAGAAAUAUCUUAUUUAGAUAACAGGGCUAUUUCAAUUUACAAACUUUCUAGAACGGAGUAUAAACAAUUGGCCCAUUUUUAGUACGGGGUAUCAGUUUUAGGGCGAAUUCUAGAACGGGGUAUAAAAAAUUGGCCCAUUUCUAGAACGGGGUAUCAAUUUUAGGGGAAAUUUUUUUAGAACGGGGUGCCAAUUUGGAGUCCCAGGCGGCACAUGCCCACCCAAAAAAUACCCAAGUGCCCAAAAAAUAGUGCCCAAAAAUACCCAAAUUGUAGUUAAUUAACCAUAAUUUUACUUUUUUCCCUUACCUUUCUCAUACCAAUUUGAAAGAAAUCAAAGAAGAAUAAGACUCCUGUGUUGCAACUCAAGCAACAGAAGCUCAAGAUUCCAGCAUCAGGCAGCAGUACUUCAACAUGUACAGAUUCAUCUGAUUCAGACACAGCAGGGAGUUCAGUAAAGAAGGUACAAUCAAACAAAACUGAAAUUCAGCAAGAUGCACAUGCACACCACUAGGCUUUUUGACAUAUUCUUGUCUGAACCCUAUGCUACACCAUUGAGUGCUAGCAGGGACAAAACAGCCGUCUGUGUAUGGUUGUGUGCCUGUGUUUUGUACUGGCCAUACUGCAGAAUUGUCGUAGCAUGCUUUUUUGUAGAAUUUUGUUUUGCACUGGUAUAUUGAGACACUCCAAUCAAUGAACAACUCUUUCAGCAUUUUCAUUGAUGACAAAAUAAAGUUUUUAAUGACAAAAUGGCUGUUCAUAAGACAAUUUGAUUUUAGGGUAUUGUUUUGCACUGUGGACAAAUAUUGAGCUCAGAACAUCCCCCCACCUUAAUCAAUCACAAUUCUCCUUCUGAACAGCAAUUUUUAUUGAACAUUGAAGAAGGAAAAGGGACAAAAGAGAUGGUUCAAGCUAAAAUUUGAAAAAUAUAAUGUUGAUAAUAACUUAUUUUUUUUUACCUUUCAUUGUUGUAACAGUUUUGUCAAUUUUUUUGCCAUCACUUAAAACACUGAUUUUGCAUGAAGAGAAUCAUCUCAAAUUUUGAAUGAAAAAAUCAAGAAUUAAUAAUAUUUGCGUAUAACCAGCCUUGAGUUGAAACAUUUUUGUUUCUAGGACACAAAAAAGUUACAAAGUGAUGUGAAUGAAGAAGCAAUAUCCUUGAUGGUUUCAGGUAGUAGAAUUUUUCAAAAUUAACUGUUUUGACCACCUCUAGUUUAAGCUUGGACACUUUCAUAUGGUCUUUGUUUUUGAGAAAAAGAGUUUGUCUUUGAAAAUUGCCAGCUCCAUGCCUUUUUGUCAGGCACCAAAUCCUGUUUUUGCAAAGCUGCAGCAAGCACAACAAUUCAGGGAAUACAGUGGUCAUGUUCCAAUACUCUUUCCAGGUGCACUUAUUUAGUCACCUGAGUAGCCCCUAUAGAUUUUCACACCACCCUUCAACCCUCGGUUUGUUGUAGAAAAAAGUGAAAAUCAACGAAGUUUACCCAUUUAACUGUGCUCCCAUCUUGUGCAUAGAGUCAUCAACAUGUACUCUGAACCAUUUUUAACUGUGAAUAUGUGCAUGCAGAUCCAGCACCUGAGAGAUACUGGGAGCUGCUCGCAGAGGAAAGAAGGCUGGCUUUGCAAGAAGCACUGGAGGAAAAUGAGAGGGUUAGUUUCUUUGUACCAUGAUGCUUUUACUUUAACAACAGAAAAGUCGUUGGUCUUUGUUGCAUGAAUUUAAAAGACUUGAGUUGUGUUUGUUUUGACCAGCUUUACAAAGAGAUGGAAGAGCUUAAAGAACGAAACAAAACCUUGCAAGAAAUAGCUGGCCAGGCAGAAUAUUUUGCUUCCCUCUACCAGGUACAUGCAGUAAUAAUGCAGAAGUCAGUUUUAGCUGAUUAAAAAUACCUUAAAUGAACAACCCUAGGAUCAAUAUUGAAGAUGCAGUAAUACUGAAGUUUUGGUUGGUAUGUUACCUUAUUGUUUUUUUGUUGUGUUUUUAAACCUCCAGUAGCUCUUUCACCCUGUGAGUAGAGCCUUAUUUUGUCUACUUGAGUGAGGAGGAUUAAAGGAGGCUCUGCCUGAAUAAGAUCAAACCUUUGAGGUUGAGGCAGCCCAAACUUCUGGACUGGUCAGUCUUGUUCUAUCUCGUCAGACUGGUUUUUUUGAGUGUGAGCAUCCAUUUAUUGAUAAACCGCUGGAGCAAGCACAAGGCUGUUACGGCUGGGUUCAAAUCUAUUAGUAUAUCAGUAACAACAUCUUGUGCAUGCUCAACAACUUGAUCUUACUCGCUUCAUGCAGUCUUUUUUCGAGUAUGGCAAAUUGAGCAAGCGAAGGAAAGGCUCUGCUGACAGGGUGUAGCUCUUUUCGUCAUCUAAAUAUCCUAAUUUUGGUCAUUAGAAACUAGAUUCAAAUAAGCUGAUGCCUUGUGAAGGGAUGUAUGCUCACUAUAGGAUUAAACCUAAGAUUGAGAACUUAAAAGAAAUGCAUUUUAAUAAGUAAUAUUAUUAUAUUAAACUAUUACAGCUGACAUGUUUUGGCAUCACUAAUCAGGUUUGUAAUGGCAGUGUAAAACAUUCUUUGUCUGUUUUCUCAGCCUAAGUUGCACUGCACUAUUUCUUCAUAUUUUAGAUGGUCAUGGAGGGUGAAGUUCCUGACACAGAAUCUAGUGAGGCAACUGAUGAUGAAGGUGUAGCGGCUGCCUGGUAAAUGUAGGCACAGAAAAUAACAUUAAUAUGUUCAAACUGUUCCUUCAUUCUUCUAUCAUCAAUGCAGGUUUUACUCAAAAUUAUAAAGAGCUGUGAGGCACAUGGAAAUGACAUUAAAAAUAAUAAAUGCAAUGCAAUUUGCAAAAAUAAGUUGUCUUGGUGGGUCCCAAGUUUGCUAACUCUUUUAUUUGUUGAGAAACAAACUAAGAUUGUCAGACAAAGGAAUCAAACUCCAUUUCUCGUGACACCAUUAAGUUUUCCUUGUCUUCAUGGAAGAUUAUGACCAUUAAUCAUAUUGAUACCAGUCCCAAUUUCCUGGAAUGUUGCUUUAAAAUCCCAGGCUGGAAUACUACAAACAGUCCAUUUUAAUGUCAGCUGUCCUUGGGUGUUAAGACAUCAUUUUACACUGUCUUGUACCUGAACAAAAUGAUAUUUAUGUUUAAUUCUUUUUAAAUGCAUUUUUACCGGUAACUCAAUCUGUUGAAAUUGAGUUUAAUCUUAGAUAUCAAUUUUAAUUAGGUUCUGGUAAUGGAAAGAAUUUUGCAACCAAGCAUCUGAAUCUUGUCCCUCUUUUUUUUUUUUUUUUUUUUGCUUACUUGUCUUAUUGCAGCAUUAACCUUGACCAACCAUCAAAUAAAUAACUUGGAG
Molecule: messenger RNA, 4553 nt
Organism: Porites lobata
Lineage: Eukaryota; Metazoa; Cnidaria; Anthozoa; Scleractinia; Poritidae
Source: the annotation of a GenBank genome assembly